GUGAUUGAUCCCUGCGCACCGAGAGCACCGUGUAACCAAGCUCAAGCUCCACCACAACCUUACCCCCCACCAUGAGCUCCCCAUCUUGAGCUCUCAUCUCAACCUCCAUAACACACCUACUAUGUCCUCGCCGUCAACACAACAAUUUCAACACCCAGGUCAAGAACAAGGCCACCAAUUUCCGCCCGCACCUCCGAACUUCCAGCCCUUCUUCACUCUCAUCUCCCCGACCACCAGCAACCCAUCACACGCGCACCCCCACGUCCACUACAUCUUCAGCGACGACCCGACGGACCCAACGCUAGACCUGCCGCCAGCCACUCCGCAUACCCGCGUUAUAACCGUCGACCUCGAUGUCUCCGCCGACAACUCCACGUACGUGCGGUCUGCACACGCGCUCUCGCGCGACUUCCAGCUCGUUGCGGCGGAGAUCACCGAGGCGCCGCAGAUGUCGGAGGGCGGCGGCGGGCUGAUGCUGGUUCUGGAGGGCGUCGAGACCGGUCUGCGCGGCGUCAAGGUGUCCCAGGGCGUCCAGGAGCUCGCGAGGAUGUUCGAUGAGAGAAUGGACGUGCUGAGACGCGUGGUCGGCUUUGGAGGCGUAGAGACCGCCGAGGUCAAGAGGGCCGAACUGCAUCCGAGCUAUGACGAGAGUACGGCGGAUGAGACGGUCACCGAGACAGAGGAUGAGGGGUAAUGUUGCGUUUGGGGUUAUGGCGUUUGGGAACUUGGAGCUUCAGACUUGGUUAUGAUAUCACGGUUGUAAUGAAAUCGAUGGGAGCGGGCAGGCGAGUGAUGCUAUAUGCCCGCUCUUCCGCUUAGGGAUACUAUGUAGCAUGGAACCAUAUGCAAUAGGACAUAUACCACUGCCCGCC
This is a messenger RNA of Tricharina praecox, 872 nucleotides long. RefSeq lists its product as uncharacterized. Lineage: Eukaryota; Fungi; Ascomycota; Pezizomycetes; Pezizales; Pyronemataceae. The transcript has a single exon. Bases 122 to 694 code for a protein of 190 amino acids. The record is from RefSeq and is a predicted model, not a curated record.